GGUUCUCAGGGACCCGGAAUCCUCUGCUGGUUCUCUGAGGACCGGAAUCCUCUGCUGGUUCUCAGGGACCCGGAACCCUCUGCUGGUUCUCUGAGGACCGGAACCCUCUGCUGGUUCUCAGGGGAACCUUCAGUGAAGAAAUUCGACUUUUGUGCUGCAGUCAUUGUUUUAAACGGUGCGCGUGCGCAGAGGGUCUGCGCGCGGCCGCGGCCGCGGCGCUGCAGACAGACGGAGUUGGAGAGCGCGCAGACUCAGGCGCUGACGAGUGAAGAAGAGUUACUUCAAGUUGCUUUAAAUGAAACUUUGACAGGUGACCGUGUGAUGCCUGAAGUGUCUCACAGCUCGUCCGAUGACGUCCCUCUGGGCGAAGGUGGGCUGUCAGUGUCUCUGCUGUUCAGAUAUUUAGCUAAACCCUCUGAGGAGUGGUUAGCCGAGUCGCCCCGACUGUCCACCGCCUCCGUCAGCAGUAAUGAGCGCGCUCCGUCGGCCACGCCCUCCGACUCCUCCGACCGCCGCCCGGUGAGCCUGAUCUCCACGCUGUCCUCGGGCUCCGGAGACGACAACCUGGCCGCCCCGCCGUCCACGCACACCCCCGACAACGACCUGGAACUGAGCCCUGGGGGGGGCGCUGCAGAGGGCGAGGGGGCGUGGCCACAGGAGCCCAACAGGAAGGGGCGGAGCCUAAACUUAACACACAGCAACGACAAAGAGUCGGCGCCGAGCCGAGCCUCCGGCCGCCACCAGCAGGCGUCACCGCUGGCAACCAGAAGCAUGGCACCGAACCCCCAGCUGACCUACCUGGACCGAGUCGUCAUGGAGAUCAUCGAGACGGAGAGGAUGUACGUCAGAGACCUGCGCAUGAUCGUGGAGGAUUACCUGGCUCACAUCAUUGAUCAGUGUGAUCUGUCGAUCCGUCCCGAGCAGGUGUGCGCUCUGUUUGGAAACAUCGAGGACAUCUACGAGUUCAACAGCGAGCUGCUUCAGGCUCUCGACCUGUGCGACAACGACCCCGUCGCCGUCGCCAGGUGCUUCGUCAUGAAGAGCGAGUACUUCGAGAUCUACACCCAGUACUGCACCAACUACCCAAAUUCGGUUGCGGCGCUGACGGAGUGCAUGAGGAAUAAAUCUCUGGCUAAGUUUUUUCGGGAGCGCCAGGCGUUGUUGAAGCGUUCGCUGCCUCUGGGUUCAUACCUGCUCAAACCUGUUCAGAGGAUCCUCAAGUACCACCUGCUGCUGCAGGAGAUAGCGAAACACUUUGACCCGAUGGAGGAGGGUUAUGAGGUGGUGGAGGAGGCGAUCUACACCAUGACGGGCGUCGCCUGGUACAUCAACGACAUGAAGAGGAAACACGAGCACGCCGUCAGGCUGCAGGAGGUUCAGUCUUUGCUGCUGAACUGGAAAGGUCCGGACCUCACCACGUACGGAGAACUGGUUCUAGAGGGAACCUUCAAAGUUCAUCGAGCCAAAAACGAGAGAACGCUCUUCCUGUUCGACCGCAUGCUGCUGAUCACCAAACGCCGCGGAGAACACUACGUCUACAAGACACACAUCUCUUGCUCCACUCUCAUGCUGAUUGAAAGCGCCAAAGACUCUCUGAGCUUCAGCGUGACUCAUUACAAACAUCCCAAACAGCCUCACACCGUCCAGGCGAAGACGGUGGAGGAGAAGAAGCUGUGGGCUCAUCACAUCAAACGCAUCAUUCUGGAAAACCACCACGCCAUCAUCCCACAGAAGGCUAAAGACGCCAUCUUGGAAAUGAAUUCCAUCUACCCUCCCAGGUAUCGUUACAGUCCUGAGCGGCUGAAGAAAGCUCUGUCCUGUCAGUCUGACGAGUUUCCACGAGACGGUCGUCCGGGACGCCGACAGUCCGACCCGACCAAACAACCACUGAAGAGCACCAAAGCCAUCUUACAGCACUCGGACAGUGACGGGGUGUUCCCGGGGGAGAGCCGCUCUCUGCAGCCCGCCACCAGCAGCAGCACGCUGGGCUCCAGCCUGGGCGAGGCUGAGGCUGACCGGGCCGCUGAGGAGGAGGAGGAGCUCGGCAGCAGGAAGGACUCACUGGAGCUACUGAUCUGCAACGAGGAAGAGGAGGAGGAAGAGGCCGGGAGGUUGUCUCCUCAGCGGUCUCAUCAGACGCCGGCCGAGGACAGCGAGCCGGACGAUAUUCUGCUGGAGGACGACCAGGUAGACGACUUCGCCAGCUCCGUGCUGGCUGCCAUCUCCUGCUGGCACUACAGGGCCCAGGCUCUGCUUUCAACAGGGGUUACCAUGGUGACGGACGCAGAGGGAGGCAGCGUCUCUUCUAAUGGCUGUAACAAAGAAAAUGGACGACUUCCUGAAGAAGACGAGCCAAAUGGACCUGAACCGACCUGUGAGCAGCCCUCCACAGAUGAACAGGGGGAGACGUCAGCGUCUGAACCAACAGAAAACCCUGAACCAGAACCCUCCUCUGAUCUGGACAGUUGGUCUGCUACACCUCCCAGGAUCUCAGUGUCUCCUCAAAGGUCAGAAGAACUGAUAUCUGAAAGAGUUCCAGAGCCCACAGAGCAACCGUCCUCUGCUACACCUGAUUCAGAUUCAAAAACCUUGAGUAGCGGGGAAUCCUCUGAGGAUGAGGAGGAUGAGAAGGGGGCAGCAGAGAAAGAAGGUGAAGCCUCCAGCAUCCUUCCUUCCUCUGUCCUGGACAAGGCCAGCGCCAUCGCUCAGCACUUCACCAACAGCAUCAAACGAGGUAGCCUGGUUCAGGACGAUGCCCGCUCCCUCGGUUGUGCUUCACCACGGUUACCCAGCAGGACCGGCAGCAGCCUAAGCCUCAACGCCGAACCCACCGACCGACCUUUACGGCUCAACAGCGUCUGUUCUGAUUCUGCAGAGACCUUCGGCAUGACAGAUUUGACCCUGCUGUCUCCUCGGGACGACAGCCUCAUUGACGCUGACCGCAGCAUUCGGCGGAGGCGGGACUCCACCCUGUCCAAGCAGGACCAGCUGCUCAUCGGCAAAAUUAAGAGUUAUUAUGAGAACCAGGAUGCCACCUUCAGCCUCCAGCGCAGAGAGAGCCUGACGUACAUCCCGACAGGGCUGGUCAGGAGCUCUGUCAGCCGGUUCAACAGCAUCCCAAAGGAUGAAACUGUCCAGACAAAUCCCUCCACCUCGACCACAUCCUCCAGUCUUGACCCUUCUUCAGCAGAGUCAAACUCAGCUUUACCCACAGAUACCCGGGGUCACAUGGUCUUAAGUGACUCUUUGGACUCUUUGAAGUCUGAUCAGAGAAGCACAGAUCCAGAAGAUUCAGGAGAAAGCCACAGGUCCAGAUCUCAAAGCACGCAGGACAAUCCUUCUGAGGAUGAAGAGUUCAGACCUUCAUCUGAAAUGAUCAAGAUCUGGCAGACGAUGGAGCAAGAGAUCACCAGAUCCCAAAGUGAAGACAAAGGACUAGAACGAUAUCGAGAAGCUCCAAGAAACUCCAGAGCGGCCGACACGACGAAGACCCAAAACAAGAGCUUGGACCGAGAGAGUGGAGCGUCUGACCUCAGCACCAUCACAGAGGAAUCCACGAGUCCUUCGCCCCUCAAGCACAAAGGCUCCGGCGUGAAUUGGACAGGAAGUCUGAAGGACGCCCUGAAGGUGUUCGGGGAAGAGACCAUCAUCCUCAGGGCUCCGGUUCCUCGGGUUGCCCAGCUGAAGGCGGAGGCAGAGGGGGAAAGGCCCAGUGAGGAUUCAAACCAGCUGGACGACGUAGACAAGACGAAAAGCAAAGUCCUCCAUCUGGCCCGUCAGUACAGCCAGCGAAUCAAAACGACCAAACCAGUGGUCCGACAGCGAAGUCAGGGUCUCCUGAUCAGCAAGACGAUCUUACCCUGUGUGGUGGAGGAGAGUGCAGGUAAAGCCAACCUGACUCUGCCACUGGUUUCUCAAAACCAGGCAACCUCCUGCAGCUCGAGUGUGGUCUUCCCGGGCCGGGCUCGCUCCCGCAGCCCGCUCAGCCCCCGCAGCCCCCUCAGUCCUCCUCAGUCCUCCUCCAUCGAGGGCUUCAGCUGGCCCGACGUCCGAGAACUCCGCUCCAAAUACUCCAACCACGGUCGCUCCCAGAAGGGUCCUGCCAGUCGUAGUCACUCUGUCCCGGAGCAGAUGUUUGACGGCGGUCUGAGGAGGCACUCCAGCUGCUCCUCCAGCCUCCUCCUCGCCGAUGGAGCUUCUGGCGAGGUUCCUUCAUACAAGCCUCGCGGCAGCCGGCAAUCCAGCAGGGAGGAAAACAGAAAACGGCUUCACAGAGCCAAUUCUCUGGACCCUCGGCUGAGCGGAGCACAAACGACUGAGCUGCAGAAGCUCCAGGACCAGGUCGCUAACGGCAACUAUGACAGUUACUAUGUCGCGGCCGAGGCGCCACUGUCGAACGACCCCGAACACAAGAUCAUCGUCAUGGAGAAGCUUCCAGAGCCUGCGGAAACAGCCAAAGAAUCCAAAGAAGGCGAAGGGGACAGUUACAUUCAGAUCCGUUCACCGACCAGCAGGGAGAAGAUCUCCAUCAUGGCCGUCAUCGACCGCUGCCGGGUCUAUCAGGAGUCUGACGAAUAUAAACGGAGGGAGGAAGCGAAAGCCACAACUGAGCCAACGAGGCCUCAAGAGCUCGACACCACAACGGCGUCCUCGAACGAUCAGGACGACGAGUCGCAGAAAACGAGCUCAAACUCCGGACAGAAGACAGAGACCGGUCAGCAGAGCAUCGUGAAAAAUCUGAGAGAAAAGUUCCAGAGCCUGAGCUGAAUAAUCAGUACCAUAAAACUGUGUGACGUCACGUCAGAAGAUUUUUAAAUAAGAUGCAAAAACCAGGCUGUUGAACCAGUCAAUUAGUUAAAAAUGUUUUAACUCUGUAAGUAGUCAACAGGUCAGUUUUCCCAACAAAAAGUAAAUUCUUCUACAGCAGUCAACUAUUGACAGCUAGAGACAACAAUUUCUGCUGUAUUUCUCGUGCUUACGGAAUAAUUAUUGAUAGUUAGGAUAACUUAUUCUGAAUUGGCAAACAUGUAGGAAGAAAAACUGUCAGCUUGUCAUAUUGAGAUCAUGACAGAAAAUGUUUAGAUGUGGAGAUCAUGAAAUAAUAAAA
Siniperca chuatsi (mandarin fish) is the source of this 5107-nucleotide messenger RNA. RefSeq names its product pleckstrin homology domain-containing family G member 3-like. Gene Ontology annotation, molecular function: guanyl-nucleotide exchange factor activity. The coding region runs from base 322 to 4767 and encodes 1481 amino acids. The record is from RefSeq and is a predicted model, not a curated record. The transcript has 20 exons. Lineage: Eukaryota; Metazoa; Chordata; Actinopteri; Centrarchiformes; Sinipercidae.